Messenger RNA from Penicillium cosmopolitanum, 1239 nucleotides. RefSeq names its product cysteine protease ATG4. Gene Ontology annotation, molecular function: protein-phosphatidylethanolamide deconjugating activity. The record is from RefSeq and is a predicted model, not a curated record. Bases 1 to 1239 code for a protein of 412 amino acids. The transcript is spliced from 5 exons. Lineage: Eukaryota; Fungi; Ascomycota; Eurotiomycetes; Eurotiales; Aspergillaceae.
AUGGCGGGGGUCGAUCUGGAGAAAUGCAAGCGUAUUGUACAAUACUUCUGGGACCCCAAACCUAAGAAUGACACAGUCCCCAAAGCCUCGAUCUGGUGCCUGGGCCAGGAAUACACCCCCACCUCAGGAGAUGCCUCAAAGGGCAUAGCUAUAGCAGAAGAUACCCCCAGUCGCGACGAGUCCGCAGCGAGUCCCGCUCCGAACGAGACGGUCGGAAGCAGCCCGAGUUCAUGGCCAAAUGCAUUCCUGGAUGACUUUGAGUCAAGGAUAUGGAUGACAUACCGAUCACACUUUCCUCCGAUCCCCCGUAACAAUACACCAGAAGCGACUUCGUCCAUGACCCUAGGCGUCCGUCUACGCAGCCAGCUCAUGGACUCCCAGGGAUUCACAUCAGACACCGGGUGGGGAUGCAUGAUUCGGUCCGGACAAAGCCUACUGGCAAAUACACUAUCCUUCAUACAGCUGGGGCGAGACUGGCGAAGAGGUAACUCGCCGGAGGAAGAGUCCAAGCUACUUGCCAUGUUCGCUGAUGACCCCGAGAGCCCAUUCUCGAUACAUCGAUUUGUUCAACGUGGAGCGGAAUAUUGUGGGAAAUACCCGGGAGAGUGGUUUGGGCCGUCGGCCACAGCUCGCUGUAUACAGAUGCUAUCCAGCGAAUGUGAAUCACCCAAGCUGAGGGUCUACGUAACAAACAACACGUCAGACGUCUACGAAGAUCAGGUUGCCCGGCUUGGCCGCGAUGAAAAUGGGCAAACGAUACCAGUUCUCGUGCUACUCGGUUUGAGGCUAGGUAUCGAGCAGGUUACCUCAGUAUAUUGGGAUGGUCUUCGAGCUGCUCUGCAGUAUCCACAAUCAGUUGGAAUCGCUGGAGGACGCCCAUCAGCGUCGCACUAUUUCGUAGGUGUGCAAGAUUCCCAUCUGUUCUUCCUGGACCCCCAUUCCACGCGCCCGGCACUCCCGACGCCUCAACCUGGCAAGAUCUACUCCACCGAGGAAUUCGAUAGUUGCCACACCCGCCGAUUGCGACGGAUACACAUCAAAGACAUGGAUCCGAGCAUGUUGAUCGGAUUUGUAAUUCGGGACGAGGCAGACUGGAAAGAUUGGAAACAACGCGUGCAAUCAACACCAGGAAAACCCAUCAUCCACAUACUUCCCGGAGCACCGGUGGAAGAAGGCCCAGGUCGAAUGGAAGCACUGGACGAAGUUGAGGCGCUGGAUGAUUCGGAUAUCGCGGGGUAA